CCAGUGUACCUUUCCUGCUGAUCCCGCCCCUAGCUGGGGAGAAAGCUGGUGCACAGGCUUGCAGCGGAGCCCAUCGCAGUUGACUGUUUGAGCAGCCCACCCCUCUCUGCAGUAUGCGUGUUCGCCAGGGAAUCCGCGAAGCGCUCACGUCCCAGCAGUGUACUUCACCGGCCAGAGACCAUCUACUCAAGAGCCGAGGAUAAUAACAUUGGAUGUGGCAGGCGGACCGGAGGCGGAAAGCCCGGAGUGACCGGAGGAAUACAGUAUUACUACAGGAAUACAGGCUGCCGCUCUCCUCUGAACGUGGACAAUCAUGCAUGUGCUCUUCUGGGGCUUGGGGUUCCUACUAUUCCCUGAUUUCUUGAAUGUGAUCGCAUCUACGGGGACAUUGCUUUUGAAUUCAAGCACAGCAAAAGACGAGAUCGGCGCUUAUGAGAUUGUAACACCGGUGCGAGUGAAUGAAGCCGGUGACAAGUUUCCAACCAGUGUGCACUUCAAGAGGAAAAGACGAAGUUUAGACGAGAGCACCGGCAAUACUACGGAUCACUGGGCCUCGCCAAAUAUCCACUACAGGAUAUCUGCUUUCGGACAGAAUUAUCACCUCAACCUCACGCUCGAUUCGGGAUUUAUCGCACCUCUCUACACAGUGACAGUACUUGGAGUACCCCGAGGAGAUAACAUAACGGAUUUUGCAACAGAUGGGGAGGGAGAGGAGGAGGAGGAGGACACGGAGUUAAGGCACUGCUUCUAUAAGGGACAUGUAAAUGCACAAGCAGAACAUGCCGCGGUCAUCAGUUUGUGCUCCGGACUGCUUGGCACCUUCAGGUCCCCAGAAGGGGAAUAUUUUGUGGAGCCCCUACACAGCUAUCAAGGAGAACACUAUGAAGAGGAACACACAAAACCUCAUGUUGUAUACAGGAAAAGUGCACCCAAGAAACAACAUACAUCCGAGGAGAACUCAGCUUGUGACACUUCAGGGCACAAACACAGACAUAAGAGACACAAGUUUAAAAGAAGACAAGUGGCUGGGGUGCCCACCGUAUCCAACACAGCCCCUGUGGUCAGUGCUGGUAUAUUCAGUGACGUGGAGUCACUGAGUGCCAGCCUGGUUAGAGAUCCUUUGCUCAGAUCGUCAGAGAGCGGCAGCACUAGCGCUAGACCAUCAAAUGAUAGCAGCGGUGACUCAGGACCUCACAGGAGAUCAAAGCGCUUCCUCUCCUACCCGCGCUUCGUUGAAGUCAUGCUGGUGGCCGACAGCAAAAUGGUGGAACAUCACGGCAGCAACCUACAGCACUACAUACUGACAUUGAUGUCCAUAGUAUCUUCCAUCUACAAGGACCCCAGCAUUGGCAACUUGAUUAACAUUGUGAUUGUUAAGUUAGUCAUCAUAAACAACGAGCUGGAGGGUCCAGUCAUUUCAUUUAAUGCACAGACCACUUUAAAGAACUUCUGCAUUUGGCAGCAAAGCCAGAACAUCCUGGAUGAUAACCACCAUUCCCAUCACGACACUGCCAUCCUAAUCACCAGGCAGGACAUCUGCAGAGCAAGGGAUAAGUGUGACACCUUGGGACUUGCAGAGUUGGGGACAGUGUGUGAUCCAUACAGGAGCUGCAGCAUCAGUGAGGACAAUGGACUUAGCACUGCAUUCACCAUUGCCCAUGAACUUGGCCAUGUGUUCAACAUGCCUCAUGACGACAGUAAUAAGUGUAAGGAGGAUGGAGUUAAGAUUCAACAGCAUGUGAUGGCUCCCACACUUAACUACAACACAAACCCUUGGAUGUGGUCCAAGUGUAGCAGGAAGUACAUCACAGAGUUCCUCGACACAGGAUAUGGUGAAUGCUUGCUGGACGAGCCUGUUUCUAGGCCAUACAGCCUCUCGCAGCAGCUGCCUGGACGGAUAUACAAUGUCAAUAAACAGUGUGAAUUGAUAUUUGGGCCGGGAACGCAGGUGUGCCCUUAUAUGACUCAGUGUCGGAGGCUGUGGUGCACCAGUCCAGAGGGUGCCCAGCGGGGCUGCAGAACCCAACACAUGCCGUGGGCAGAUGGCACUGACUGCUCUCCUGGAAAGCACUGCAAACACGGCCUGUGUAUACCCAAGGAGCAUGAUGCCACACCUGUAGAGGGGGCAUGGGGAGUUUGGAGUCCUUUUGGUACAUGUUCGCGGACAUGCGGCGGGGGCAUCAAGAUUGCUGUACGCGAAUGCAACCGACCUGUGCCCAGGAAUGGAGGAAUGUAUUGUGUGGGUCGCCGAAUGAAGUUUCGUUCCUGUAACUCUGAGCCCUGCUCCAAGCAGAAAAAAGACUUCAGAGAGGAGCAAUGUGCGGCUUUCGAUGGCAGGCACUUCAACAUCAACGGUCUACCUCCUAAUGUUCGCUGGGUGCCCAAGUACAGCGGAAUCCUGAUGAAGGACAGGUGUAAGCUGUUCUGCAGGGUGGCAGGCAGCACGGCCUACUAUCAGCUCAGGGACAGGGUCAUUGAUGGCACACCGUGUGGACCCGAUACCAACGACAUCUGUGUCCAGGGCCUGUGCAGGCAAGCGGGCUGUGACCAUGUACUGAACUCUAAAGCCAGGAGGGACAAAUGCGGCGUGUGUGGAGGCGACAACUCUUCCUGCAAAACUGUGGCAGGCACCUUCAACAUUGUCCGCUAUGGCUAUAAUGAAGUAGUGCGAAUACCCAGUGGUGCUACAAAUAUAGAUGUGCGUCAACACAGCUACUCAGGGAAACCAGAGGAUGACAACUACCUCGCCAUAUCAAAUAGCCGUGGAGAGUUCCUGCUAAAUGGAGAGUUUGUGGUCAGCAUGUUCAAAAGGGAAAUCAAAAUAGGAAAUGCCAUCAUUGAGUACAGUGGCUCUGACCAUGUCAUUGAGAGGGUCAACUGUACUGACCGCAUCGAGGAAGAGAUCAUUGUCCAGGUGCUGUCUGUGGGGAACCUUUACAACCCAGAUGUCAGGUACUCCUUUAACAUCCCCAUAGAGGACAAACCUCAGCAGUUCUUUUGGGAUGCCUAUGGGCCCUGGCAGGAGUGCAGCCGUCUAUGCCAAGGAGAGCGCAAGCGGAAGAUUCUCUGUAGCAGAGAGUCAGACAGGGUGGUGGUGUCAGACCAGAGGUGUCACGGUACAGCUAGACCUGCUGUCAUCACUGAGUCCUGCAACACUGAAUGUGAACUCAGGUGGCAUGUGGCCCGUAAGAGUGAGUGCACAGCCCAGUGUGGCCUGGGAUAUCGUACCCUGGAAAUAUAUUGCGCCAAAAUCAGCCGUACAGAUGGCAAGACCCAGAAGGUCGAUGACCGCUACUGUAGCGGUCAGCACAAACCUGAUGAUAAGGAAGGUUGCCAUGGAGACUGUAACCCAGGUGGCUGGGAGUACUCGUCUUGGUCAGAGUGCUCCAAGAGCUGUGGUGGGGGCACCCGCCGUAGAGGGGCAGUGUGUCGAAAGGCAGCCGAGGCUGGUGGUGAUGAGAGCAAAUGCAGUCAAAGAGACAAGCUGACCGUCCAACCCUGCAAUGAAUUCCUCUGUCCACAAUGGAAAACUGGCGACUGGUCUGAGUGCCUUGUGACAUGCGGGAAAGGCUAUAAGCACCGUCAGACGUGGUGUCAGUUUGGUGAGGAACGUUUAGAUGACCGCUUUUGUGGCUCAUCUAAACCUGAGUCAGUGCAGACGUGCCAGCAGCAGGAGUGUGCCUCUUGGCAGGUCGGACCCUGGGGACAGUGCACUACCUCAUGUGGGCCAGGCUACCAGAUGCGAGCAGUGAAGUGUGUUGUUGGCUCUUAUGGUGCUGUCAUGGAUGACACUGAAUGUAAUGCUGCCACCAGACCCACAGACACGCAGGACUGUGAACUGGCCCAGUGUCCCAGCAGCCACCCUGUUCCCCCAGGGACCAAAGUCCCCUCCAACCAGGGCCACAAAACUCAGUGGCGGUUUGGUUCCUGGACCCAGUGUAGUGCCAGCUGUGGCAAAGGGACACGGAUGCGUUAUGUGAGUUGCCGUGACAACCAGGGUGGUGUGGCAGAGGAGUUGGCGUGUGCUCACCUACCAAAACCCCCUGCCAGAGAAGUGUGCUCAGUUGUGGCCUGCGGACAAUGGAAAGUGCUGGAAUGGACAGCGUGCUCAGUAACCUGUGGCCAGGGGAAGACGACGCGGCAAGUACUGUGCGUCAACUUCAGCGACCAAGAAGUGAAUGUUAGUGAGUGUGACCCAGACGAUCGUCCUAACACAGAGCAGGACUGUGCUAUGUCUCAAUGCCCGUCCCGCUCCAGUGAAUCCCGACCUUUCCCGUCCUCACCAAAUGCCAACGCCAGGAACAACCUGCCCCGUAGCCAAUCCCACCAAUGGCGGACUGGACCCUGGGGCGCGUGCUCCAGCACAUGUGCAGGAGGUUUCCAGCGGCGUGUGGUAGUGUGCCAGGAUGAGAACGGGUACCCUGCCAACAGCUGUGAAGAUCGCACCCGGCCCAGUGAGCAACGGUCCUGUGAGUCAGGCCCAUGUCCACAGUGGAUCUAUGGCAACUGGGGAGAGUGCACCAAGCCAUGUGGAGGUGGGAUAAAGACAAGGCUGGUGGUGUGUCAGCGUCCAAACGGCGAGCGAUUCAAUGAUCUGAGCUGCGAGAUCCAUGACAAGCCACCAGAUCGUGAGCAGUGCAAUACUCAGCCGUGCCCAUCUAGUCCGCACUGGAGCACAGACCCAUGGAGCUCGUGCUCAGCUGCCUGUGGAAAAGGCUUCAAGUCCCGCAAAGUGAGCUGCGUGACUGGGUCUGGCCGGCCGGUCCCUGAGGAGAGCUGCCACCCUCUGUCCCCCAAACCCAGCAAGCAGAGGCGCUGCCGAGGACGAUGCCCCAAGUGGAAGACUGGCAACUGGGGAGAGUGUUCAGCGUCGUGUGGCGACGGCGUCCAGCAAAGGGAUGUGUUCUGCCAGGCUGGAGACCGACGGACCACGCUGGAGAGCGACUGCUCCCAGCGCUCCAGACCGGCGUCCAGCCAGAGCUGCCGUGUCGCCGACUGCCCCUCUCGGUUCCGGUGGAGAGAAGGAGACUGGCAGACGUGCAGUAAAACAUGUGGAGUGGGCCACCGGCGGCGAGCCUUGCAGUGUGUGGACCACAACCAGCAGGAGGCCCACGAGAUGUACUGUGUGAACCAGAUCAGACCUCCAGACAUAGAGAGCUGUAACACCCAAGCCUGUGAGUUAAUCUGGAUCACAGGAGAGUGGACUGAGUGCUCAGCCAGCUGUGGCCAGGGCUACCGCCAGCGUCUGAUCUCUUGCAGCGAGGUGCAUGCAGAGAAUGACAGCUAUGAGUACAACCAUCAGUCUUUGUCCAACUGCCCUGGGACCCCCCCUGAGAGCUACAUGCCUUGUAAUCUGGACCCAUGCCCACCAUCACAGGAGUGGAGAGCUGGAAUCUGGGGACUGUGUUCAGCGAGCUGUGGUGAUGGAGUGAUGGAGAGGACAGUGCAAUGUGUGGCAGCGGAUGGUCAGGAAAGCAAUAGGUGUUCUCAAGAUGACAUGCCAGAGGCCAGAAAAGUCUGCAGAAAUCCAAGUUGCCAUUUGCCUUCCAGCUGCCAAGACGUCCAGAGCAUGAAUGGCCCCCUACCAGACAGUGAACACGUUCUCAGUAUUCAAGGAAAAGCAGUCAAGGUCUACUGUGCAGGAAUGCAGACAGAGGCUCCACAGGAGUACAUCACCUUGACGACGGGAGAGGGGGAGAAUUUUUCAGAGAUCUUUGGCUUCAGGCUCAACGACCCCACCCAGUGUCCACCUAAUGACUCCAGAAGAGAGGAUUGUGACUGUCGGAGAGACUACACCGCUGCUGGCAUUACCACCUUCUCCAAAGUCCGCCUGGACCUCAGCAAGAUGAACAUCAUCACUACAGACUGGCAGUUUGCUUUCACCCGUGAAGGCAAGAAUAUUCCAUUUGGUACAGCUGGUGACUGCUACAGUGCUGCACGAUGUCCACAGGGGCGGUUCAGGAUCAACCUCUCAGGUACAGGUUUUAAAGUGGCUGAAGAGACCUCAUGGAUCUCUCAGGGCAACUACGCAGUGGCUGAUGUUCAAAAAUCACAGGGUGGCAGCAGAGUGUCAGGAUUGUGUGGAGGCUACUGUGGUAAAUGCACACCAUCCUCUGGCUCCAGCCUUCCUGUGACGGUGGAAUACAUUUAACAUGAAUCAAGCAGCAUCUAUUUCCAUUCAUCAAGACAUCCCUCUUUUUUGGUGCUAAAGCCAACCGUCCUUCACACAAUCUCUUUUACUCCCAUGUGUGUAUAUUGUAUAUGAAUCUGCUGUAAAUACUGUACAUAGCAGGAUAAAAAAAAAUGUCUUAUUUAUUGUACUCUCCAUUUAUUUUUGUAAUGUAAUAUAAGGGAACUGUUUUGUUGUCAAGAACAAACACCGCACACGUUUAUGAGAUUUUUGCCAGAAUGUGCCUUCCAAUUUUUCAUUCAUUUCAUUACUCUGCGGUGCAUGUGUUACAGCCAUAUGUUCCUUUUUAAACCAAUUCAGCAGGUUGUGUUUAUUUCGAUAAUGUUCUUGUUGUGAUGGACCUCCAAUCAGUCGAGUAUCGCUUGUACAGAUGCCCAACCAGUCCUGCUUUAGCCUUUGUGCAAUUGGGCAGCUUGUUUAGGUUUUUUAGUUGAGUGAAACACUCCACUCCAGUGUCCAGAGAUCCUUCCAGUUCCAAGUUGUGGGGCAACUGGACUGUGGUCAGGCUGCCCCAACUGCAUCUCUCCAGCUGUUAACUGCAGCUGUAAGUCUUCAUCCAGCUGGACAGGAGUGAGCAAAAUGCAGGUUUGUGAACUGUGGUACAUUCUCAUUAAGUGGAAGUACCAGGAUCAGGUGCAACAACAAAACAUGCAGGAAAAAGCCAGGUGUUGCUGCCAUGACGACCACACCUGCAUUCAUAAAAUACGUUUAACUGAAUGUAAAUAGGGCACUCCAGGGAUGAAGUCAGUUCAGUUUAUUUAAUUUAGUACAAAAUAUAAGAUGAAGCAGUUUUCUGGCAGCAUGUGCUCUCUUUUUUUCCAGUAAAAUGUAAUAUAUGAACAUUUUUAUGAACCCAUACAUCAGCAUCAGUAUCGUUUUAUAUAUGUUUAGAUUUCAAAGAUCCAUUCAUGAUUUUGUUUGAGUUUAAAGUUAAAUAUGUUAAUGUUAUGUAACCUCUUUGCAAAAGGAGGAUGGGAGGUAUGGGAGAGCAACUAUGGGGCAGAGAAGGGUUAGGAUAGUAAUGUUUUUUUUUUUUUUAAGUUUUCAAAGAAUGUGUGAGUAUGUCAAGAAAGGGAUUUAUUGGCCAGACUUCCAGGCAGGAAGCAAGAUGUUUGCCCAUACAGAAACACACCACAGUAUAACACACAAGUACAUACACAAACACUGGAACACAUCACACACAAGGAAAAUGCUGCAGGAUACAAGAACUGUAGAGAUUAUGCUGCCAGACAUCAGAGAGAGCUUAAUUCCUCUGAGUUCUUGCAUAUCUCUCAGGUAGCGUGCAGUGACCAGAGAAAGCCAUUAACUUUUAGCUUUUACAGAGCAGGCAGGUUAUCUUAUCUGGUGCAACUUGAAACAAAGACUUCACCUCAGGCCAAUAAAAUUCCAGUAGAUACUCCGGAGAUAUAAUGCACUGGUCAGACCCUGGAGACACCUCUCAAACUGCAGAGCUCACAGGGCCCUGCUGCAUGAUUUCUGUCCAGAUGCUGCCUGUAAACCAUUGCCUUGUGUACCUCACGUUCUUCUCUCUGUCUUUGUUUGCAUCUGUCCAAACUGUACAUAGUGUGUAUGUGCUCCUGUUUAGAGCAUUCUGACUUUGUUUUUUGUGUGUGACAGUAUCAGGGUACUUUUUGUGUAUAUGUAUGUCUUUGUAUCUCUUUUGUGAGCAAGAACAGGAAGAAAUCACACAGUCAAGGUGACACAGACUUUUAUUACAGCCUGUCUGUGUGUGUAGGGUACAUACUGUAUGUACAACUGAAUAAUAAGCCAUGUUUGCUUUUAUAAGCCUGUCUGUAUGUGGUGCUAUUUCAGUGUCUGGUUUGAUAAUGUGCACACUUCAGCCAAACGGAAUUUCACAGUCACUAUACAAGUAUGAAGUGAUUUCUAAAGGUAUGGGGAAGUAAACGAUUUGUAUCUUACAAACAGUCGCAACUGGUAAAUGCACUUCUCAUCGUGAAUGUCAGAGAUUAGUUCAGUCUGUUUUUCUCAGGUGUCAUAAAUGAAGGGAUUAUUAUGAUAUUGAAGUGUAUUUAUCUUAUUUUACACAUUUUACACAUCUUAAAUUAGUUUGGUAGUUAAAUGUAUUAUUGAAGUGUCAUUCUAUAUGCUUUAUUUUAUAUGAAAAUAUUUAUUUUACCUUUUCUUUAUGUGAAUGUACAUAGGCUUUGACCAUAAAUGACUAUGAAUUACCAUGCAGUAUCACCAUAAAAUGAACUGUCUGGCAACACAUUUCCUGUUUUGUGAAUACAUUUAUUUAUAUGUAUGUCAUAUCUGCAUAAAUUGUAUAAGCAGAGUUUGGUGCUGCCAUAUGAAAAGCAUGAUUUAUGUAUGAGAUCAGAUAAGGCCAUGAUCAGAAGGAAAUAAAAUGCCUGACACAUGCCA
Molecule: messenger RNA, 8572 nt
Organism: Larimichthys crocea (large yellow croaker)
Lineage: Eukaryota; Metazoa; Chordata; Actinopteri; Sciaenidae
Gene: adamts9
Product: ADAM metallopeptidase with thrombospondin type 1 motif, 9
Exons: 40
Coding region: 314-6151 (1945 amino acids)
Biological process (GO): extracellular matrix organization; proteolysis
Cellular component (GO): extracellular matrix
Molecular function (GO): zinc ion binding; metalloendopeptidase activity
Source: RefSeq, a predicted model, not a curated record